Molecule: messenger RNA, 669 nt
Organism: Spirometra erinaceieuropaei
Lineage: Eukaryota; Metazoa; Platyhelminthes; Cestoda; Diphyllobothriidea; Diphyllobothriidae
Source: the annotation of a GenBank genome assembly
AUGGACCAGCUCUCGUUGGUGGCAGAACAUUGUGCAGCUUUUGGCCACGCCUUCGCCUUCCAAGACGCCGAAGUCUUGGGCCAAGGGAGCGAUCAAACGGUCAGGGAGACGCUCGAAGCCUGGCACACCACAACUACCUCAAUCAACCGCUGCGUAACUUUACCGGCUGCCUACCAAGCCCUACGGGUGAAGUUCAAUAGGCAGGGCUACCGACGAGACGUCAGGCCGGAGACGACAGUAACCAAACCCAGACCAAGCGCGAACACGGACGGACAUAGACAGACGUCGGGAACAAACGAAACCAGGGGACAACCGGCGGCGAACGCGGGCAGACGAGAGCAGUCGGUGAGAACGCCCAACAGUGCCAGGCCCCCCCAGCCCGACGUCAACACUGGCAUGACAACCACCGUCAACACAGUUACGGGCAGGUUUGAACGGGACGGCGAGACGAGAACCCGCGACAGUGACAGGAAUCCCCAGCCCGACGCCAACACUUGCAUGACAACCACCGUCCACGCGGUUACGGGCAGGCGCGAACGGGGUAGGAAGGCGAGAUACGUGGAGGGCGGACAACGGACAAUGCAAACAAGAGCAAUGGCCGCGGUCACCCCGACGCCACCCCCCUCCCCACACCCGACAAAGGAGGAGGAGAAACCGAUGCCGCCAUGA